AUGGGAGGUCUUUGGGAGGCCGCGGUAAAAUCAAUGAAAUUUCAUGCUAAAAGAGUAAUUUCACACGCUCACCUUACAUACGAGGAAUUGUACACGGUAUUUGUGCAGAUAGAAGGUAUCCUCAAUUCAAGACCUAUAACUCCUUUGUCUGAUGACCCUACUGAUCUGUUACCUCUCACACCAAGUCACUUUUUAAUCGGCGAUGUGCUUAAUUCAAUUCCUGAAAUCGACAUACGAAAUGUUCCCGAUAACCGACUAUCGCAUUACCAAAGGACUCAGCAAAUUGUACAACACUUUUGGAAGCGUUGGAGUUGCGAGUACCUGUCAACUUUGCAGCAACGACCAAAGUGGCGGUUUCACAAGUCCAAUGAUUUGCAGAUAGGCGAUUUGGUACUACUAAAGAACGAGAACACUCCACCCAUGCGUUGGCCCUUAGGAAGGAUUACACAACUACACCCUGGCGACGAUGAGGUUGUGCGUGUAGUGAGUGUUCAAACGACAAACGGUGUUGUGAAACGCGCAAUCACAAAAAUCUGUAAACUUCCGCUAGAAGUUACUGAUAAAGGUGCGACAAAUGAACAGACAUGA
Messenger RNA from Anoplophora glabripennis (Asian longhorned beetle), 588 nucleotides. RefSeq lists its product as uncharacterized. The transcript has a single exon. The coding region runs from base 1 to 588 and encodes 195 amino acids. The record is from RefSeq and is a predicted model, not a curated record. Lineage: Eukaryota; Metazoa; Arthropoda; Insecta; Coleoptera; Cerambycidae.